AAGACAUUGACUGGCAACUCAUUUAUCAACAGGACAAUACAGAAGCUAAGAAGAAGAAACUCUCGAUUUCUCCAAAAAAAAAAACAUGGCACACUCUGUAGUCUCUGGUUCUAUUACCACUACUUCCCCAUGGGCAUUGAAAUCGCAGAAGUUAAGAAGAGAAACCCAGUUACCCUCAUGGCUGAAUCGAAGCACCAUCAGCAAACAUAAUAAGCAAGUUCUUAAUGUUACUAGGGUGGUUAAAGCUUCUUGUCUAUUCAACCCCAGCAAUGAACCCAUCCUCAAAGAUGCUUUCAAGGAACCAGUUGCAUUCAUGGGUGGGAUGUUUGCGGGGCUCUUAAGGCUUGAUUUAAACGAAGAUCCACUCAAGGAAUGGGUCACAAGGACUGUAGAAGCUUCUGGUAUUACUGAAGAAGAUAUUGAAGCUGAAGGUUCGCAACCAGAGGAAGGAGUGCCGCUAGAGAUAGAAAUUGAAUGAACUCAUAGUUAUCUUUGUAAAUGAUACAAGGGUGUCGCAUAUAAUUGACCAACAUUGAAAGACACUUGAUCAAAAGAGCAUAUGGUUCUUUGACCUUAGGUCCUGAAGGUACAUUGACCAGUACGAAUAUAAAUCGUAUGCCAUAUUUUAAAUUCAAGUGCCAGGAUUCCGUGCA
Molecule: messenger RNA, 653 nt
Organism: Populus euphratica (Euphrates poplar)
Lineage: Eukaryota; Viridiplantae; Streptophyta; Magnoliopsida; Malpighiales; Salicaceae
Product: UPF0426 protein At1g28150, chloroplastic
Exons: 3
Coding region: 86-478 (130 amino acids)
Source: RefSeq, a predicted model, not a curated record